Messenger RNA from Haemonchus placei, 792 nucleotides. The record is from the annotation of a GenBank genome assembly. NCBI's taxonomy places the organism in Eukaryota, Metazoa, Nematoda, Chromadorea, Rhabditida, Trichostrongylidae.
AUGUGUGUGUGUCGGAUUCAAGUACGUAAUAGAAUGGCGUUAUUGUUGGAGACGCAGCUAUGGGACGACCUCGAAAGUGCACCCAAAUGGCGGAGGCAGCAGGAUGGAACGCGACGCCUCUCUCUCUCUGUGCUUGCUCGUCGUCGUUCACAACGUGUUCUCUGCCUGAUAUUUGAAAACCCUAUGAUUCAAGAACCAGCGCAAAAUCCUCAACGUAGACGACGGAAAUGUGUGGAAGAUGCUGAGCGAAAAGCGAAAGCAACCGACGAACAGAGUGCUCCAAGUUCAGAGUCAAACACCAAACGUAAAUCGCGACGCCGUAAUGAACGAGAAGACCCUGGAGGUGAAGAAGGGGAAAAGGACCAUUCCCAAACGGACCGCAGCACUGAAGACGAAGAAAAACGCAUUGCUCGACUGGAAGCGAACGCCAAGCGGCAACGCCUUCGACGCGAAAAUGAAACCGCUGAAGAACGUGCGGCUCGUCUACGAGCUAAUGCAAUACGUCAGCGGAAACGGCGUCAGCAAGAGACCUCAGAAGAGCGAGCAGCUCGUUUACAAGCGAAUGCUUUGAGGCAGCAACGACUCCGUUCAAAAGCGGUGAGUCCGAUAGCGCGUUCGGAAAAACAAGAAAACGAUCCACCAUCAUCGGAAAAACAAGAAAACGAUCCACCAUCAUUGCCUAGCUUAAUACCGCCAGAAGUGAAUGUUUGCAUUGAAGAACAGCAGCCACCACUUCCCUUUCAAUUUUCCACUCCUUGUGUAUCUAAUGAUAUUUUUACGUGUCAGCAAUAA